Messenger RNA from Coccinella septempunctata (seven-spotted ladybird), 1073 nucleotides. It is a transcript of the gene oaf, whose product is annotated as out at first protein. The record is from RefSeq and is a predicted model, not a curated record. Lineage: Eukaryota; Metazoa; Arthropoda; Insecta; Coleoptera; Coccinellidae. The coding region runs from base 110 to 967 and encodes 285 amino acids. The transcript is spliced from 4 exons.
AGGCAGCGUGUCUGGAGCCGCAUUCGCAUUAACAUGUUUCCACUGUGACAGAUAGGUUGUAACAAUUCCACUAAACAGGUUGUUAUCGUUCGUUGUUUUCGUUUCAAAAAUGUUGCCCAGACUGAACUUCUCUAUGUGCGCGUAUUUGGUAACCGUGCUCAUUUGUUUGUCAUCGAAAUUGACCUCAAGUCAGCUGAUUAUCAACGUUAAAAAUCAGGGUGGAGAUGUAGUACAAGAAAAUAUAUCUGCUAACGUCACCGACGAUACGGUCACGCUAGAAUUCCAGAGAAGCGAUGGAACGUUGGUCACUCAACUCAUCGAUUUCAGAAACGAAGUUCAAGUUAUUAAAGCUCUGAUCUUGGGCGAAGAAGAGAGAGGCCAAUCGCAAUAUCAAGUAGUGUGUUUCCUGUUCCAUUUUCCCAAGGACUCUUUCAUCUCAUCAGAUGCUAUGUCGAAACUCCGCCAGAAAAAUCCUAGUGCCAUAAGGAUACCGGAACAAGAUUUAGUGAGAGAUAAUUACACAAUGGACUAUCAUGUUUCACUGCAACAUUCUGGUGUGUUUUCGCCUCAUAUCGCAGAUUUGUGCGCUGAGGCGAAAGAAUCGACGUAUGUUAGACAUGAGGACUUGACCUUCUGGUCAAUCAAUCAAGGCAUCCCAGUCACAACAUUCCUGAAGGCUCUGAUAAAAUUACCCAGAACCAAGUACCGAUCGACCAAGAAAGACGUUGAAGAUAAACCAAAGGCCAACGUGGAGACUUGCACCGGAUCCAAAGUCAUGUGGUCGCCUUGCUACUGUCAUCUCGAGAUAUGCAUAGGUUGGUACCCCUGCAGCCUCAAAUACUGCAAGGGCAAAGGUCAAACGAAAAACUCUUACGUGACCUAUAGGUGCGGUAUAAAAACGUGCAGAAAAUGCCACUUGUUCACUUAUUACGUGGAGGAAAAAGAGCAAUGCAUGUGGGACGAGUGACCCACGAGUAACCAAUGAACUUUUUUUAAUGCAUCUGCCUUAAUACGGAAAGAUUAGGACCAAAUAUUAUAUGCAUUAAUCGAGAAUCGAACUAAAUGACUUGGGA